GGGGUGGAUGGGGGGGCCUGAGGGGUGGUGGCGACCCCAGGGCCACCAUGGCCACCUGCAGGAACAUCGCUAUCUUCGGGGCUACCGGCAGGACCGGGCUGGCCACCCUGAGCCAGGCUCUGGAUGGCGGGUACACGGUGACGGUGCUGGUGCGGGACCCCGGGCGCCUGCCCCCCCAGGGCCCCCCCCCGGCCCGGGUGGUGGUGGGCGACGUCCUGGAGCCCGCCGACGUGGCCGAGGCCGUGCGGGGCCAGGACGCCGUCGUCAUCAUCCUCGGCACCCGCAACGACCUGGGCCCCACCACCGUCAUGUCCGAGGGCACCAAGAACAUCGUGGCCGCCAUGAAGGCCCACGGCGUCCGCAAGGUGGUGGCCUGCCUGUCUGCCUUCCUGCUGUGGGACCUCCAGAAGGUGCCACCCCGGCUGCUGCCGGUGACCGAGGACCACAUCCGCAUGCACCGGGUGCUGCAGGACUCGGGGCUGGACUGCGUGGCCGUGAUGCCACCGCACAUCGCUGACGACCAGCCGCUGACCGGGGACUACACGGUGUCCGUGGGUGCCACCGUCGGUGGCUCUCGUGUCAUCUCCAAGCACGACCUCGGCCACUUCUUGCUCCGCUGCCUCCACACCUCGGAGUACGACGGGAAGGGCGUCUACGUCUGCGGCCACUACCCCAAGGCCUAGGGGACGGCGGGGACGUGGUGGCCCCCCCCGGCCACCCCCCCGGUGACAAUAAAGGGUCGCUGGUUUGCUC
Molecule: messenger RNA, 753 nt
Organism: Cygnus atratus (black swan)
Lineage: Eukaryota; Metazoa; Chordata; Aves; Anseriformes; Anatidae
Gene: BLVRB
Product: biliverdin reductase B
Source: RefSeq, a predicted model, not a curated record